AUGGGCUCCGAAAGAGAAGUCGUUGCGGAAAUUCCGCCGCAACCAGAAUUGGACACCAAGUCCGACACCACGGACGAUGACCUCUCCCCGUCCCUCAACACGUCCCCCGCCGUUCCGACCCUUCGCUCGACUCGCGACCCUUCCGGCGGGCUCAGUGCCUCAUCUACACAUCUCGGUCAACUCAAUGCCGCCCGCCGGGGUGAAGGGGGUGCCCCGCGAUCUCAGGGACCGCUUCCCCAGCGACCCCAGCCGCAACCGUCGAUGAGCGGCGUCGCCCCAGGAGGAUUGAACCAGGAUAUUAUGGCUAAGAUGAAGGCCUUCUCGCUCUCCCGACAGGGAGCUCCUCCGUCGCUGCCGCACGCCGCCUCGACAGGUGCGGUCCCUCGCUCCCCCGACGCUGUCCGGUCGCCUCCCGGUCCGGCUGCCAACGGUCCUUUGGCAGGGUCAAUGGGAGGACGGCUGCCGCCCGUGGCCCGUCCCGGCAACAAGAACUGGCAAUCCUCCCCUUCGCUUCAAGCGUCCUCGCCGUCGAAUUCCCCGAAACCCGGCGGCCUGGCCGCCAAACGUAUGAAACCCGGGUUGAAGUUAUCGGAUGCCACGGGGCCGAGCGACUCGUCCGGCGACAAACCGUCUGAGAACGGCGCGCCCACUGAGUCGGCUUUUAGCAAAUACUCCGAAUACAUCGACACGCAGGCAGGGACCUUAAAUUUCAAGAACAAAGCCGUUCUCCAUGGCGGUGGAAUUGAAUUCUCCUCGGGGCAUAGCUUCAAAAUCUCACUUGACGAGGUGGACCGUAUGGACGAGCUAGGGAAGGGCAACUACGGGACGGUUUACAAGGUUCGACAUAGUCGGCCGCAUAUGCGCAAACCGGGCAUGGGACUGCGAGGUAUCGUCAGUCGACCCGACGAGUCAGAUACGCCGAAGCCGAACGACAACCUAUCGGGUAUCAUCAUGGCGAUGAAAGAGAUCCGCCUCGAAUUGGACGAGAGCAAGUUCGCCCAGAUCAUUAUGGAGUUGGAAAUUCUCCACCGGUGCAUCUCGCCAUUCAUCAUUGACUUUUACGGUGCCUUCUUCCAAGAAGGCGCUGUCUACAUCUGCGUCGAGUACAUGGAUGGUGGCUCGAUUGACAAGCUUUAUAAAGAGGGCAUCCCCGAGAGUAUCCUGCGAAAAGUGACGUUAUCGACAGUCAUGGGCCUCAAAUCCCUCAAAGACGACCACAACAUCAUCCACCGCGAUGUCAAGCCCACAAAUAUCCUCGUCAACAGUCGGGGACAGAUCAAGAUCUGCGAUUUUGGCGUCAGCGGAAACCUAGUUGCCAGCAUUGCGAAGACCAAUAUUGGUUGUCAGAGCUACAUGGCCCCCGAACGGAUAGCGGGUGGGGGUGUGCAGCAGGCCGGAUCGACCGGCGGCGGAACCUACAGCGUCCAGAGCGAUGUCUGGAGUUUGGGUCUGUCCAUUAUUGAAUGUGCCAUCGGGCGCUAUCCGUACCCGCCGGAGACCUUCAAUAACAUCUUCAGUCAACUACACGCAAUUGUCCAUGGCGACCCUCCUACCCUUCCGGAAUCUGGUUACUCCGAAGAUGCGCACGCAUUUGUCCGCGCGUGCUUGGACAAGGUCCCCAACAACCGGCCUUCCUAUAGCGUGUUGCUGCGACACCCCUGGCUUGCACCUCUCAUGCAACCGCCUUCAGCCGAGGACAGUCAAUCACAACAAGCGGCCGAACACCCGCCGUCCUCCGCCACCGAGGAUGAGGAGGUCGCCAACUGGGUCAAAGAGCAACUGGCCCGUCGCGGCGAGGCACCCGAGGCCGACAAGCCCGCUCUGCAUGCCGUGGCGCUAGACGCCGUCCCCGGCAGCCCUCUACUCGACGACCCUUCUACGAUGAGUCUGCCAGCCUGA
Aspergillus melleus is the source of this 1899-nucleotide messenger RNA. RefSeq names its product mitogen-activated protein kinase kinase PBS2 (gene pbs2). Gene Ontology annotation, molecular function: ATP binding; MAP kinase kinase activity. The transcript is spliced from 2 exons. The record is from RefSeq and is a predicted model, not a curated record. NCBI's taxonomy places the organism in Eukaryota, Fungi, Ascomycota, Eurotiomycetes, Eurotiales, Aspergillaceae. The coding region runs from base 1 to 1899 and encodes 632 amino acids. Gene Ontology annotation, biological process: cellular hyperosmotic response; protein phosphorylation; MAPK cascade.